AGUUUCUGUUAAAGCAGUGUCGGUUCAACGUCAGAACCGUACGCGCGUAAUCUGUGUGUGAAGAGUAAAAUAAAGAAACAACAAAAAGAACGCACGAAUAUUUGUAUUUUGUUUAAUUAAACUUUGUUAUUGUUAAAUUAAGAGAUUUAAAAAAAAGUAGAAACAAAUACAUACGGCUUGAAAGCUUUGUUGUGAGCGCGUGAAAAAAAAAAUUCUCAUAUGACAUUGCAAAUUUAAAGCGAUUUUUUUUGUGGGAGUGCAAAAGCAGGUUAAUAAUAUUUUAUGAAUAAAAGCCGGUCUUUUUUAUUUAUAACAAAAGAUAUAAACAGGAAAGUGUAGUCUGUAAAAAAAUCAAUAUCAAUUUCGGCAUCUGCUCCUGUAACAUUAUCACAAAAAACAAAAGAAAAGAUAAUAAGAGAUUUAUGGCUCUGAUCAUUAGUUUUUCUUUUACCAUUGUUCCUUGUGCGAGUGUGUGUUUUUUGGAAAAUCUUAAGAAAAACAAUUCAGAGAUUUAAAAUCCGUGCAAGAGUGUGAGUGCAAGAAUUUCAUUCGAAACUGUGAUGAAAACAAAGCGAAUCAUUCUGUAUCAACAUUUGCCGCAACAACUACCACUACCAUUGCAAAGAGUUUUCCACAAUUACAAUUGAAGAGCAGCGGCGGCUGCUACUAAAUAUCCAACACCACCACCACCACUAUUACGUGCGAACGAACGAACGGCCGACCAACCGACCAUCACCAACACCACCACCAACAACCAACCUACCACAUCGCCCAUCAUCAUCAUAGUCGUAGCCGUGGUCGUCAUCGUCAGCAUUGGGAUUGUGAACCGAAAAUCGUUGUUGUUUAGUGUAACGUUAUUUGUUGAUUGCACGUUGACGGAUACUGUGCGUGCAACGCGUUAUCGGUUUUAUGUUCGGUUGUUCUGUAGUUCUGUGAAAAUUUCGAAAUCUCGUCGCACCAGAACUUUUUCUUUGGAAAAUAAAAGUAUCUAAAAAAAAAUUGAAAAUGAAUAUUUAAAAACGAAAUCAUUUGUUUACAAGAUAAUGCGAAAAAUAUUAAUGUAAAAUUCCAAAACAAAAAAAUCAACACUCACACACACACACACACACACAAAUUUCAAUUCUCAACCUAUUCUUGCCAAAUAAAAAUCAAUCAAUUAAAUCAUUAAAGAAAAGUUUAAACUUAAAAUGAAAUAAAACAAAAGUGUCUUAUAAAUUAAAACAACGAAAAAUAUAUAUUUAAAUUAAAAGUUUUUUUUUUUUAAGAAAAAAAAAAAAAAAACUCCAAAAAAGAAUGAAAUAAUAAUUUUUGUGAACUACGCUCCAACUAAAUCAAAUGCUUGCCAAUAAAAAUUACAAAAUACCAAUAUUAUUAAAUAAAAUUGCACUUAAAAUUUGAUAAAUUUUACUAAAAAAAAGAAUUGAAUAUCUUCAAAGGAAGAUUGUGAUAUAACUAGAAUGUAUUGGAAAAUACUAAAGAAAAACUGAACUAACUCGUUGCAAAAAAAAAAAAAAAAAAAAAAAUAUUUUCAAAUAAAAAUCUAAAAAAAGGAAAUUCUUAUAGACCCUUAGUAAUUUAUUAUAACAUCACCUAUUGCUUUGGAAAAUACUCUAUUGGAUUACUCUAAACAUUUUUCACUAUUCACUAUUAUUAAUAAGAUUUUAUCAACUCUUUAGAAAUGUUAAACAGAUAGAACCGACGACAUUAAGCACCAACAACUGAAUUGGACUUGACCCAACCAGCCACCACAGCCCCCUCAAAUCGUAAGUUCCAAUCAAAAGAUUUCGUCUUUUGCCACACCGACUUAAGGUCCAACUGCUCGCAAGGAACAAAGUUUUCAUUACAACUGUGACCUAAUGACUAUGGCAGAAGGUAAUGACCCUAUGGGGCAUCAUGCAGCAUCCCAUCACCAUCAUCAUCGCCAGCAGGAGCAGCAACAUCACCACCAACACCACCACUAUCAGCAACAUCAAACAGCAGCAGCCUCGCAUCAGUAUGAAGCCUAUACCCAUUUGCCCUAUGGUUUGCCACAUAACCUGCCAUUGGCCUUGAGUUUGCAUCAGCAGGCAGCAGCUGCGGCUGCUGUUGCGGCAGCGGCUGCAGUCACUGGCAACAGCAGCAGCAGUAACAAUAAUACCCGCGAAGAAGAUAAUGCCACCAACAAUAACAACAAUAGCACAAACAGCUCUAGUAACUCGCUAAGCAAUCCCACUAUGCCUUGGAAGCAGAGGAAACGUAAGCGUCUAUCGGCGGUUCUGGAUAAACUGCAUCAUCACAAUAGUUCUGGCAGCAGUGGUAGCAGCAGCAACAACAACAACAGCGCCAAUAACAUGGAUCUGGAAAAUGAAUAUCAGGAUGAUCUGGUAAUGGAUAAGGAUGAUCUCAAGAAAGAGGCUAACAACAACAACGAAGAGGAUGAGGAUGUAAAAAUGCCAUCACCCCACAAUCGCACCAGUCUAAGUGACAACGAGGAACGCAUGCAGGAUGGCGAUGUGGCCGAGUCGGCAGAAGAAGAAAUGUCCAUAAGCGGAGACAAUGAAGGCAGUCCUAGGGUUAGCCUGAGUCCAGCAGAUCAUAAAAUCCAUAACAACAAUAAUAAUAAUAAUAACAACAUGGAUCCUACACUACCCGCGGCAAAGUUUAUCAAAACGGAAGAACCUCAAAAUCCUCUCACCGUUGACAUCAAGACUGAGCCACACCUACCCAACAGCCCCUAUGAUCGUUACUUUCCCAUACCCUCACCAUUAUUUGGUUACUAUCUCCAUACCAAAUAUCUCAAUGAAGUAUUUCGAAGGAGACAGGAUCUCCAUACCUCGCCCAUGCAGCACACACCCUCAUCGAUUGCCUCGUCGCAAAUGGAUGAAACCUCGCCCUCAGCGAAGGAGUUGAAGGAAUACCACCAGAAAAUGGAAAGAUCUCAUGAAAUGCCCGAGUUUAUGCCCACUUCGAAUCAAUCACCGCCACACAGUGUGACCAUGGCAUUGCCAUCGCCACCACGCAGUGAAACGUCAAUAAGUGAGACGACAGCAGCCAAUACUUCAGAUCCUGCCAUAAUGCCGCCACCACAGGAGAGGCCGUUGGAUUUAUCCGUGCGGAGUGGAGGUAACACACCAACGGGCGAGCUGAUGGCCAGUGGGACGGGUGGGGGCAACAAUGGCAAUGCCAAGAAGUACAAAUCAUCCUCCCCCUUGCCGGCAACCACAAUGAUGUUGCCACCCAGCCAACAACCGAUCUCAGCUGCCAUGUCACCAUCCAGUUCUGGGCAUAACAGCAGUGGGGGCAUGAGUAGUUCCACGAAUACAAUGACAACUUCUGGGGUUUCCUCCGCCCCCGUUUCACCCUACGGUUUGACUCAUGCAGCGGCUGCCCAUGCUGCAGCAGCUGCAGCUGCCGCAGCCAUGAUUAAAUUGGAAAUGCCCAUGCAUCCCUUGCAUCAUCAUGCCCACAGUACAACGGUGGGGGUGCCCGUCAUCAAGGGCGAUGUGGCAUCACCCACCACGAAGGAGUCGGUGGCAUGGCGUUAUAAUCUCGAUGUUUCACCCGUGGUCGAAGAAAUGCCACCCGGUUCCGAUGUGGCCUAUGUGUGUCCCGUGUGCGGUCAAAUGUUUUCACUGCACGAUCGUCUGGCCAAACACAUGGCCUCGCGGCACAAGUCCCGCAACCCCUCGAAUGACAUUGCCAAAGCAUACUCCUGUGAAGUUUGUAAUCGCUCCUUUGCCCGCUCCGAUAUGUUGACACGUCACAUGCGUUUGCACACCGGUGUCAAGCCCUACACCUGCAAGGUGUGCGGACAGGUAUUUUCACGUUCCGAUCACUUAUCAACACAUCAGCGGACCCACACCGGCGAGAAGCCCUACAAGUGUCCCCAAUGUCCUUAUGCUGCCUGCCGAAGGGACAUGAUUACCAGACACAUGCGUACCCAUACCCGCUAUGAGUCACAUCAACAACGACAAGGUGGACCACCCGGCCACCAUCAAAUGGGAGGGGAGAACAAGCCAACAUUGCCGCUCUUGGCUGAUAUGAAAAUGAAUCUUCCCAUGAUGUUGAAAUCCGAAGACUACACCCGGACAUCGCCGCUUAACAACAGCAUUGGUGCUACUUUGCCGAUUGUGGUGAAGACAGAGAGUGCCUAGUUAAGCGCCCGCGCUCAUGCUCCUGGCCUGUGGUAUGUCAAUCCGCAAAGCUUUCGUUACAGAGAAAGCUUUUACACAUGCAAAUGAUAUUAGUUGAAAAACACGAAGAAGAGAUACCAGAUUUUUUUUAAAUACUAGAAAUGUACAUUUGAAUAUCAUGAAAUUAGCCGCCUCCAAACUUGCCAAGUUUAAAGUAAAUAUUUUUGUAAGCAUUAAGGCCAGGAUAACUAUAAUUAGUAAUUAAUUUUAUUAUGAUUUUAUUAGCAGCAUAUAACUAGCAAGACAAAUUAAUCGAUAAUCUCUCUGCCAAGACUGAGUCUAAGUUUAAAGGAAAUUUCCCCCCGCCCCCCAAACUACUAGAACUAAUACUAAACUACCAUAGAAAGUUUACAAAUUGUUAACUAAUUAAGCACAAACUACAGUAAGAGAGUCUACAAUGAUGAUAAAAGGGCCAGGAGAGGAAGAGAAAUGGGACACCGCCUUCUGGGGAUAACUGGAGGAAUCAUUUCUCAAUUUUGGUAUUCCAAAUCUCUCCAAUCUCUGGACGAUUUUUCUAAGCUAUAAUGACACGCUUGAAGCUAAACGUUAACCAAUUUUUGUUGUAUAGGUUGUGCCAACGUUUUUCUCAGGCAAGCUUUUGUUUUGUUUACACCCAAAAACAAAAUGUUAGUUCAAAUUACACAAAGAUGUUUUGUUAACGUUUUUUUUUUAAUUUCGUUGUAACUCUGUUU
Musca domestica (house fly) is the source of this 4864-nucleotide messenger RNA. Its product is annotated as fez family zinc finger protein erm. Gene Ontology annotation, cellular component: nucleus. The coding region runs from base 1857 to 4133 and encodes 758 amino acids. The transcript is spliced from 3 exons. Lineage: Eukaryota; Metazoa; Arthropoda; Insecta; Diptera; Muscidae. The record is from RefSeq and is a predicted model, not a curated record. Gene Ontology annotation, biological process: regulation of transcription by RNA polymerase II. Gene Ontology annotation, molecular function: DNA-binding transcription factor activity, RNA polymerase II-specific; sequence-specific DNA binding.